AUGGCUUCGCCUGUCCUGCCUCUACCCACAGUCAAAGCAGCCUCACAAUCCCGAGGCAUCCAAAAGUCGCCCAAGCCAUCAAGAAGAGACAAAGUUCGACAAGGCAAACUGAUUCGAUGUUGGACCGAUGAGGAGGAAUCCUUUCUAUUUCAGAGUCGCACCCAAGGCCAGAAACUAUCCUACAAGAAUAUUGCGCACCGCUUGGACAAGUCAGAGUUGGCUUGCCGACUCCAUUAUCACCAUAUGACGGUUGGGCGCAAAGGGCAUGGCCAGCGGACAGAGGAUUUCGACGACGACAACAUCUCCGAAAAUAGUGAUGCUUCCUCCCUGUCCAGAGUCCCUUCCGCCAGCGAGACUCCUGUCGAUAAAGGCCUCGAUGAUGCCAAAGGACAAAAAGAUCCAUCCAAUGGUGACUCGCUCAGCCAACACAAGCUGCCAAACUUUCAGACCUUCCUGCAACACACAUUCCACCAUCAACGAAGCACGUCGAUGCCCGGGCCGUUGGGGGAGAGCGAAAUCAGGAGCGUAUCAAGAGAGCUACAUCUUCAUAAUGGCACUAGGCCAAUACGCACAAUGUCUGGAACAUGGAUCAAAGAGCAUAGACGCCCAGAGACCCGCCCUCCGACUGGGACGCAUUACUAUACUGGAGCCUCCCAUACGUCCCAAUCUACAGCCAUUCCAACUUCCACACCACUGACACAUCUUACGAAGACUGGAGCGAACGGUCGACCUUACCCUUCCCCAUUUGGAGGCAGGUAUUGA
Messenger RNA from Cladophialophora carrionii CBS 160.54, 762 nucleotides. RefSeq lists its product as uncharacterized. The transcript has 2 exons. The record is from RefSeq and is a predicted model, not a curated record. Bases 1 to 762 code for a protein of 253 amino acids. NCBI's taxonomy places the organism in Eukaryota, Fungi, Ascomycota, Eurotiomycetes, Chaetothyriales, Herpotrichiellaceae.